This is a messenger RNA of Silurus meridionalis, 3692 nucleotides long. RefSeq names its product Fc receptor-like protein 5. NCBI's taxonomy places the organism in Eukaryota, Metazoa, Chordata, Actinopteri, Siluriformes, Siluridae. Gene Ontology annotation, molecular function: transmembrane signaling receptor activity. Gene Ontology annotation, biological process: cell surface receptor signaling pathway. The record is from RefSeq and is a predicted model, not a curated record.
AUGGCCAAAAAUCCUAAACCUGAACUCACAUCAAACCUUAAAGGAGAUGAUGUACUGACAGGAAACUCAGUGACUUUGUACUGUACACUGAAGCUGCAGUCUGCUGGAUGGAAGUUUUACUGGAGAAAAGACACACAGAGACGUGAGACUGAGACUGAAACACACUACCACACCAUCAGAUCAGUCACAGUCUAUGAUGGAGGUCAGUACUGGUGCAGAGCUGGAAGAGGAAACCCAGUCUACUCCACACCCUACAGUGAUGCACUCUGGGUAAAUGUUAUUGCGAGUCCUAAACCUGUGGUGUAUAUAGAGCCUGAAAGACACGUGUUCAGCGGAGAGACUGUAACUUUCAGGUGUGAAAUACAGACAGGAAGAGACACUGAGUGGAGAUAUGACUGGUAUAAGGAUGAUAACACACUCGACCCAAAACACACAACACAGGAGUUCAGUAUCAGCUCUGUUCCAGACUCUUCUAGAGGGAAAUACACCUGCAGAGGGAGGAGACACAGUGACAAUCAGAUCUCAAAGACGAGUGAUUCUGUUACUCUCACUGUAUCAGAAAAACCCAAACCUGAACUCACAUCAAGCCUUAAAGGAGUAUUGACAGAAAACUCAGUGACUCUGUACUGUACACUGAAGCUGCAGUCUGCUGGAUGGAAGUUUUACUGGAGCAAAGACACACAGAGACGUGAUACUGAGACUGAAACACACUCCUACACCAUCAGAUCAGUUAGAGUCUCUGAUGGAGGUCAGUACAGGUGCAGAGCUGGAAAAGGAAACCCAGUCUACUACACACACUACAGUGAUGCACUUUCAGUAAAAGUUACUGAGAAUCCUAAACCUGUGGUGAUUAUAAAGCCUGAUACACAAGUGUUCAGAGGAGAAACUGUGACUUUCAGGUGUGAAAUACAGAGAGGAAGAGACACUGAGUGGAGAUACGACUGGUUUGAGGAAAGGAAAAAUUACAUGAAUCCUUAUUAUCAGAAGCUAAAUUCACCUUAUACAACACAGGAGAUCAGCUUCAGCUUUAAAACUAUUAUAGAGGAAUACACCUGCAGUGGGAGGAGACACAGUGACAAUCAGAUCUCAAAGACAAGUGAUCCUGUUACUCUCAUUGUAUCAGAAAAACCCAAACCGACUGUGAAACCUCAGAGCUUCAUCUACACUGGAGACAGAGUUACUCUCAACUGUAAUCUGCAGUCUACUGGAUGGAGCUUUUCCUGGUAUAAAGAUAACCAUAAAUUACCUGAAGCCCAAAAUACCAACCCACUCAGUGUGAUCAUCUCUAAUGAAGGACAAACAACAUACUACUGCAAAGCACUCAGGGGAAACUACGAGUCAGAGUUCAGUGCUGCAGCUACAGUUACAGUUAAAGCGAGACCAAAGCCUGUAGUGAAAAUACACCCAGCUGUGAAUGUGUUCAUUGGGGAAACUGUCACCACAUGUGACAUACAGACUGGAGGAUCCUGGAAGUAUCACUGGAAUAGAAGUAAUGAAGAAAUCAGAGCUGCUGCAGGAGAGAAGACCUACACAAUCACUGAUGUUAAAGACUCUAAUAAAGGUCCUUAUAGCUGUAAAGGAACUCAAUCAUCAGACCCAGAAUACACACAGAGCAGUGAUGCAGUUACACUGACUGUAUCAGAAAAACCUGAACCUGAACUCACAUCAGAUCUUAAAGGAGCUGCACUGACAGGAAACUCAGUGACUCUGUACUGUACACUGAAGCUGCAGUCUGCUGGAUGGAAGUUUUACUGGAGCAAAGACACACAGAGACGUGAAACUGAGACUGAAACAAAUCACUACUUGUUCAGAUCAGUCAGUGUCUCUGAUGGAGGUCAGUACUGGUGCAGAGCUGGAAGAGGAAACCCAGUCUACUACACACACUACAGUGAUGCACUCUGGGUAAAUGUUACUGAUAAAUCUGCUUCAGUGUCUCUGAUCAUCAAUCCCAGCAGAUCUCAACACUUUACUGCUGACUCUCUCUCACUGAGCUGUGAGGACCAGAGAGACUCUACUGGAUGGACAGUGAGAAGAUACACACACAGUGAGGCAUCGCUUGAUUGUUCAUCAGUUUCAGGAUCUACAUGUAACAUCAGCUCCCUCUCUCCAUCACACACUGGAGUUUACUGGUGUCAGUCUGAAUCUGGAGAACGCAGUGAUUCUGUCAAUAUCACAGUACACAAUAGUCAUGUGAUCCUGGACAGUCCUGUCCAUCCUGUAACUGAGGGAAAUCCUCUGACUUUACACUGUUUAUAUCACAACACAAAGAUCUCAACUGGUAUUGAUUUCUAUAAAAAUGAUUCAAUCAUCCAGAAUCAGACUACAGGAGUGAUGACCAUCAGCAGUGUCUCAAAGUCAGAUGAAGGUUUCUACCACUGUAAACAUCCAGAGAGAGGAGAGUCACCGAGAAGCUGGAUUUCAGUCAGAGAUUCACCUUCUUCAGCUACUGGUGUAAUUAUAGGACUGAGUUUGACUUUCACAUUUGUCAUCAUAAUGAUCGUAAUGAUCAUGUUGUUUCACCACAAAAAGAAAAAAGAUGCAGCAUAUCAGACUCCUUCUACAGUAAAUCAGGACACCACUCAGCCUCCAGCUGAUGAUAACGUCUAUGAAAGUGCAGAUGUAACAGCCACAGAUGUUUCUGCAGCUGGAACCAGCAGUAUCAUCAACUCACAGGCUCUCACUAGAAACCAGAAACAAAACAAUGCUGGUGCAGGACCAAGUGAUGUGAUUUAUGCUGAUAUUGAAAUGAAAAAACAAAAGAAACCAAAGAGGAAACAGGGAAAGAGCAGUAAGGGAGAUGAUACUGUGUACUCAGAACUGAAGCAAAACACAGAUGAAGAUGCUGCUGCUGGACCGAGUGAUGUGACUUAUGCUAAAAUUGACCUAAAAAAACUAAAGAAACCCAAGAAAAAACAAGGAAAGAACAACGAGGGAUCUGACACUUUGUACUCAGAGCUGAAGAAGAACAUAGAUAAAGAUGCUGCUGGACCGAGUGAUGUGACUUAUGCUAAAAUUGACCUUAAAAAACAAAAGAAACCCAAGAAAAAACAAGGUCCAUGAAGAAAGUCUAAAGUCUCCAAUCAGGAACUGCUGAUUCAGCUAAAGUACAUGGUAAAAACAUAGGGGUCAUUACGUAGUUUCUGUAUUUGUGUUCUUCUUUUUUCUAAUCUGAACAUUGUACAAACUCCUGAUAGUGAUAUUAAAAGAGGAAGAGGGAAGAGGAAGCUGUGUUUAUAUCUAAAUUUUUAUAUUUAACAAUGUAACAGAAUUAUACUCACGUCAACUCAAGUUGUUAUUCAUUAGAUCAGAAUAAUGUAUAAUCUGGCAGUAGAUUAAGUGUUAAUUGGUUUAUUUUAAUACUGAUUUCAUGCUCAGUUACAAAAAACUAAUACAAUUAAGCUUAUAUGGUUUAUAAACGUAUACAUUUUUAUAGCUUAUAUGGACGUUGUUUUUGCAAGUUUCAUUUAUGUAUGUUUGUGUUUAUUUACUCAUUUAUGUUAUUUGCCUGUUAGUGUAAUGCAAAAAAGACACUUUCAGCACUGGAUGAUAAUCAGAUAUUUUGACUGCACUGCUUUAAACAGUAAUAAUGCAGUAUUGCCCUUGAGUCACUGUGUUUCCUUCAUACAUAGAAUGAUAUUGUGUCUGUUUUUUGUUAAAAAAAUUUUUUACUAUAAACAAGAUUUUACCUUUAA